CGCGUCCGAGCGCGUGUGGACGCACGCACGCGCGCACGAGCCGCAGAUAGGAUGGCUGCGCACUCCUAAGACAUUAUCGCUUACAAACUCUGUCCGGAAAGAACAGAACGGAGUAAGAGGUGAAGGAAAGACAGAUAAGAAAGAAAAGAGAGGGAAAGAGAAAAACAUUAUAUCGCAGCAGCCGACGCCACUUGCCAAUCAUUAUGCCGGCGGAGGUGAAAGAGGAACAGAGCCCAGAGAAUCCUGUAGCUUUGCCUUCAAAGAAGCAGAACAAAGAGCUGAGUGAAGAGGUGCCCUCUGCAGAAGACGUCCCGGACACACCGUCCUCUGACCUGAGCACGGCCACGUUCACCAACGGAAGCUCACAGAACACGGAGACUAACAAUGAUGAAAGCUCCGGGAUUGGGACAGAGAAGUCAUCCAGCCCUGACACUGAGUUGAACCCCCUCAGUGCCUCCAGCUCUCACGAGGAAGUUGUGCCAAAACAGCUGGAGGAAAUUAUAACUGAUCCAACAGAGACAUUUCAGACAGUGUGUGAGGGCUCUCGUAAUUCAGAGGGCAUUCUUGUUUCUGAUCCCUCAGUGGAGAAAGAAGAUGUAUGUAGUUCAUCUCAGGCUGAUAUAAUAACCCCCAGCCCUGACAUCAACACAUCGUCUGACAGUCCAGCAGAAAGCACCAAAGACCAGCCUCUCAGGCAUAGCACUCUUCAAAGUCCAAGGGUAGACCUUAGCAAUCAUGACACCAUUCCUCAUGGUUUCCCGUACCCCCCUUCUUACACAAACCUGCCAGCUAGGAACUACUUAGAGAACUGUUAUACCCUCCCACUUCACAGGGACAGCUUUGGUCGAAUUGGAGGACCAGUGUGCAAUGGUGCUGCCAAAGGGGAUCAGGAUGGUUCUGACAUGAGGUCAGGAAUCCCUGCAAUCAGUCAUCCUAUCAUGGGUGGAACCCUCCCUCUGAGACCUACGUUGGAUCUUGCGGUUGACGAUCAUCUCGGUCCAUUACCACAUCCAUUCUUGCAGGAUCUGUACAGGAUGCAGACCCUGAUUCCUCAUAAACGGGCCAGCAUGGUCAGCCUGGACACCAUUCGUAAGGACCCUCGAUGGAGAGAUCCCAACUUGCGGGAGGUUAUUGCCAUGCUUAGCCACCCCAUGGACCCUGUUAAGUCCAAUGCUGCUGCCUAUCUACAGCAUCUCUGUUACGAGAAUGACAAGGUAAAGCAGGAUGUGAGGCAACUCCAUGGUAUCCCCAUAUUGGUGGGGCUGCUCGACCACCCCAAACCUGAGGUGUACCGCAAGGCCUGCGGAGCCCUAAGGAAUAUAUCCUUUGGAAAGGAUCCCUUCAACAAGGUGGCCAUCAAGAACAGUGAUGGCAUUCCUACACUACUGAGGCUGCUGAGAAAGACAAAUGACAUGGAGGUUCGAGAGUUAGUUACAGGAACACUCUGGAACCUCUCAUCUCAUGAACCCCUAAAGAUGGUCAUCAUCAAUCAUGGGCUUCAGACUCUGACUGAUGAGAUUAUCAUACCACACUCUGGUUUAAGAGGGGAUCCCAAUGACCCAUCUAGACCAGGAGCACCAGAAUGGACCACAGUUUUUAAAAAUACAUCUGGAUGCUUAAGGAAUGUGAGUUCAGAUGGGGCUGAGGCUCGUCAGCAGAUGCGCGAGUGUGAUGGACUGGUUGAUGCUCUGCUUCAUGCCCUUUACUCUGCUGUGGCAAGGAGGGAUAUGAAUAACAAGUCUGUUGAGAACUGCGUCUGCAUUCUUCGUAACCUAUCCUACCACGUGCACAAAGAGGUACCGGGGGCAGAGAAAUUUUACAGCACCCCAACUAUUCUGACUACAAAGCCAAGGAAUCACCAGAAGAAAAAGGAUGUGCCUGAUUGUUUUGGUGGGAGGACAACCAAAGAGGAGUGGUUCAAUCAGUGCCGGAAACAUGGAACAAGCGACAAAUCAAACAACACUCUGGACAUACCCAAGCGCACACUCCCGACUAAAGGUCUGGAGCUGCUCUACCAGCCGGAGGUUGUGAGGCUUUAUUUGUCACUCCUCAAGCUGAGCCACAACCAGAACACUCUGGAGGCAGCCGCAGGGGCCCUCCAAAAUCUGUCAGCAGGACUAUGGGCAUGGUCCAACUACAUCCGAGCAACUGUACGUAAAGAGAAAGGGCUGCCUAUUCUGGUUGAGCUACUCCAUUCAGAUGCAGAUAAAGUAGUGAGGGCAAUUGCUAUUGCCCUUCGUAACCUGGCCAUUGAAAACAAAAAUAAAGAUCUCAUUGGGAGCUAUGCCAUGAGGGACCUUGUCAGCAAUUUGCCCAGUGGCCAGCAACGUCCUGCCAAAAACCUGGAAGAGGACACAGUGGUGGCAAUCCUCAAUACCAUCCACGAGAUCAUUACUGACAACCUGGAGAAUACUCGCUUCCUUAUUCAGGGUCAGGGGAUCCAAAAGCUGGUGGCCAUAAAUAAGACGAGCCAGUCUGUGAGAGAGAACAAAGCGGCAUCGCAUGUACUCCAGACUGUUUGGGCCUACAAAGAUUUAAGGCAUGCACUGACCAAGGGAGGCUGGAAUAAAUCUCACUUUAAGCCAGCAGUUUCUGGAGUACCCAAAAAGCAGAAGAACCCAAAGCUAGGCAAUGAUGACAUCACAUUGCCCUUAAUGGAAAAAAACCAAGAUGGAUACUGCAGCACUGAUCAGAAUGACAGAGUUGGAGAUGGCCCAUGCCAUAUGAUAGAGCGGGAAACCUACCAGGGGGUAAAUGAUAAGCGACAUUUCAUCAGGACCAGUAGGCCAGCUGUUGGCUUAGUGGAACACACUCCUCAACCCUUGGACUCUUGGGUCUGAUGCCCCAUCUGAUGGAAGUACAAUGUUGGAUUUGCACUUUUCCCAAAUUCAGCUGAAUUUACAGUUUGUGAAACAGAAGACCAUGUACCACAGAUUUUAUUCCAGCAUCUUCAAAAAGCAGAAAACUGACAUGCGUUUUUCUUUUUUUUUUUUUAAACCUUGACUGUGGCUGUGGUAUAUAUUUUUUUCAUUUAUUAUAGUGUUUUGUGUUCCUACUAAAAUAUUUUCUCUGUUUUUAGCAUUUUCAGUUCUAGUACUUCCUUAGAAAUGCCCAGAUAUUAUAUAAUCCAAGUACUGGUUAAUAUCUGAUUACAAAUUUGAUCCUUGUAUUAUUUGAUUUUUGCCCACAAGACAUAUGUAUAAUAGUGCUUAUAUUCUUUAACUGUAUGCAACAUAGACCAGUAUUCUAUCUUUGUUUUUGUUUUUCUUUAUGUACAGCAAGAGAUGCAACCAGCAUAUAUAUGGAUAUUAAAUUUUACUAGCAGUCUAUGAAAAUCUCAGACAAAAGUCAUUGUGCCAUAUUAGUCAAACAAGUCAUUCUUACUUGAUUCAAUUGCUUCUCCAUUGUCAGUGUUUUAACUGCUUGACAAUAAAAGGCUUUUUAUCA
Molecule: messenger RNA, 3447 nt
Organism: Silurus meridionalis
Lineage: Eukaryota; Metazoa; Chordata; Actinopteri; Siluriformes; Siluridae
Gene: arvcfa
Product: ARVCF delta catenin family member a
Exons: 17
Coding region: 204-2840 (878 amino acids)
Biological process (GO): cell-cell adhesion; cell-cell junction assembly
Cellular component (GO): adherens junction; nucleus; plasma membrane
Molecular function (GO): cadherin binding
Source: RefSeq, a predicted model, not a curated record